This is a messenger RNA of Racocetra persica, 545 nucleotides long. The record is from the annotation of a GenBank genome assembly. NCBI's taxonomy places the organism in Eukaryota, Fungi, Glomeromycota, Glomeromycetes, Diversisporales, Gigasporaceae.
AUCCAGAAAAAAUUGAUGAUAUAAAACGUCAAAUGGAAAAAUAUGAACAUUUCUUAUAUUUUAAAAACUUGAGUGAUGGUAAAUCUAUAGAAUAUUUGAGAACUUCAUUUUUUCAGAUAAAAGAACGAGCCAAAGAAUAUCUACCACCUCACACUUAUAUUUACACAGAUAUUGAAGUUAAUAAUGUAAUUGUAUUAGUAGAAAAUAACAAUAGAAAUAAAGAAUUUAUAGAUUCUAUCCAACAAUAUAACCCGAUUAUACUUGAUCCAAGAGAACCACCUGAUCCACUGAUUUCUAAACGCCAAGAUAAAGUUGAUAAAAAAUUAAUCACAAUAAAUAUUAAAAUUAAUAAGCACGGAGGAGGUAACAGUGGAGGGCCCCUAUUUAAUUAUAUAGAUUUAUUUUCAGUAAAUAUAGUUGGUAUAUACGUUGGAGAUAACAAAAAUCAUAGCCUUGUUAGUACUCAACCAAUAGAACUUAUUCUUAGUACUGCUAGACUAGUUUUUGUCGACCCAGGGGAAGGGAGCGGAACGAAAGGAGGGUGA